Messenger RNA from Maudiozyma barnettii, 699 nucleotides. RefSeq names its product Pin3p (gene PIN3). The transcript has a single exon. Gene Ontology annotation, molecular function: protein binding. Gene Ontology annotation, cellular component: ESCRT-0 complex. The coding region runs from base 1 to 699 and encodes 232 amino acids. NCBI's taxonomy places the organism in Eukaryota, Fungi, Ascomycota, Saccharomycetes, Saccharomycetales, Saccharomycetaceae. The record is from RefSeq and is a predicted model, not a curated record. Gene Ontology annotation, biological process: protein transport to vacuole involved in ubiquitin-dependent protein catabolic process via the multivesicular body sorting pathway.
AUGUCAGCAUCGUUGAUUAAUCGUUCAUUGACUAACAUUAGAACUGAACUAGAUUUCUUAAGAGAAUCAAAUGUUAUUUCCGAUGAGGUAUUUAAUAAAAUCAAUGAUUCCUUACCUGAGAAAUACAAUCCAAAUGCAUCCAGGGAUUCCGUUAACUCCAAUGAACAAGAAUACGUAGAGGCCAUAUAUGAUUUCCCACCACAACAAGAUGGUGAUUUAGAAUUGAAAACGGGCGAUAAAGUCCUAAUUAUAGAAAAACCUUCUAAGGAAUGGUAUAAGGGUAAAUGUAAUGGUAAAGUUGGUAUGUUCCCAUCGAACUAUGUCAAACCUGCAUUCUCAAAUACUGCACCAAGAGAUUCAAGUUCCAUUUCAGGUCCACCAAGAUACACAAAUGAUAACAAGUUAGAGCAACAAUUCACGAAUCACUCAUCUUCUCAAGCAUCAUACCAACAAGCUCCACAACAACAAUCUCCUUUCCCACCGCCAUCGACUAACUAUUACCAACAACCACCCGCCCAACAGAUUGUCUACCAACAGCAACCUCAAGCUCAACCCCAACAAGUCAUUGUUGAACAACCACAACAACAGCACAGCAAUGGUUCUAGCCAAAUGAAAAAGUUUGGUAGCAAACUAGGUAAUGCUGCUAUCUUUGGUGCUGGUGCGACACUAGGUAGUGACUUGGUUAACAGUAUAUUCUAG